Sander lucioperca (pikeperch) is the source of this 2086-nucleotide messenger RNA. RefSeq names its product cleavage factor polyribonucleotide kinase subunit 1 (gene clp1). Gene Ontology annotation, molecular function: polynucleotide 5'-hydroxyl-kinase activity. The transcript has 6 exons. Gene Ontology annotation, cellular component: nucleus; mRNA cleavage factor complex. Gene Ontology annotation, biological process: tRNA splicing, via endonucleolytic cleavage and ligation. The record is from RefSeq and is a predicted model, not a curated record. NCBI's taxonomy places the organism in Eukaryota, Metazoa, Chordata, Actinopteri, Perciformes, Percidae. The coding region runs from base 121 to 1446 and encodes 441 amino acids.
UGAUUGGUUGUGGAGGUGACGUGACCUCAUUAUCACGCGACCAGCAACAUUUUUUUUUUUUUACAUUCUAUGGUUGGGAACCUAUUUUUCAUCCGACAGUAAGACUUGAAAUUAGUCCUCAUGGCAACAGAGGGUGCAGAAACGACGAGUGAAGAUGUUCCGGUACCUGGGAAGGCCAGCACCAGGUUUGACCUGGAGAAGGAGACUGAACUUAGGUUUGAGGUGGAGGCAGGGGAGGCAGCAGAGCAGGUUGAUCUGGAGCUCCUCACAGGAAUGGCUGAGGUGUUUGGCUCAGAGCUGAACCGCAACAAAAAGUACACAUUUGGACCAGGCUCCAAGAUCGCAGUUUUCACCUGGCAAGGCUGCAGUGUGAAUCUUUAUGGGAAGCCAGAGGUGGCUUAUGUGUCCAAGGAUACUCCCAUGCUGCUCUACCUGAACACACAUGCUGCCCUGGAACAGAUGAGAAAACAAGCAGAGCGGGACAAUGAGAGGGGGCCGAGGGUGAUGGUGGUGGGACCUACAGAUGUGGGGAAAUCAACAGUGUGCCGGCUACUAUUAAGCUAUGCUGUAAGGGUGGGCCGGAGGCCAACACUGGUGGAACUGGAUGUUGGACAGAGUGGGGUGUCUGUACCUGGGACAGUGUCGGCACUGUGCAUUGAGCGCCCGGCAGACGUGGAGGAGGGUUUUUCAGUCCAGGCUCCUUUGGUCUACCACUUUGGCUCUACUACUCCAGGGACCAAUAUCAAACUUUACAAUAAGCUGACGUCAUGCCUGGCCGAUGUGUUUUCCCAGCGCUGUGAGGUGAACAGAAAGGCUAGCGUGGGAGGCUGUAUCAUCAACACCUGCGGCUGGGUGAAGGGCUCUGGAUACCAGGCUCUGGUCCACUGUGCCUCUGCCUUCGAGGUGGAUGUGGUGCUGGUGCUGGACCAUGAGAGGCUCUACAAUGAACUCAAACGAGACCUCCCUCACUUUGUACGGGUUGUGCUCCUACCCAAGUCCGGAGGGGUGGUAGAGCGCUCCAAGGAGUGCAGGCGGGAUACUCGUGAUGAGAAGAUCCGCGAGUAUUUCUAUGGCUUUCGUGGCGUGACCUUCUAUCCAUUUUCCUAUGAGGUGCGUUUCUCAGAUGUCCGCAUCUACAAGAUCGGAGCACCAUCCAUCCCAGAUUCGUGCUUGCCACUGGGAAUGUCUCAGGAUGACACACAGCUAAAGCUGGUGCCUGUGACACCAGGCAGAGACCUCACGUAUCAUGUGCUGAGUGUGAGCAGUGCUGAGGACGGAGAGGAAGGUGCUAGAAAGGGUAUAGUAGAAAGCCCCGUGUGUGGCUUUAUUGUGGUGACUAAUGUGGACACCCAAGCACAGGUAAUGAAAGUGCUGUCCCCAGCACCCAGACCACUGCCCAGACACACUCUACUUAUCAUGGACAUCCGCUUCAUGGACAUGAAAUGAAUUAACAUUUCAGGGAAGAGGACUCUGUUGCAAAAGAAGUGGGGAUCAUGUUUGGGAGUUUUGUUAAGAAUAAUUUUGUUUCCUAAUUGUUUCUUUGUACCUUUAUAGGGACUACAGAUGGCAAAAGAGAAAAAGAUUUAAGUAUGGAAUUUGGUAGCUUCUGUAAAUUUAAACCCCAUUUUAUAGACCACACUGUACAGAUGUUUGGAUGUUUUUAUCAGUCCAGGAAUUAUAUUCUUGAUAAAUCUGUUUUAUGAGCAUUGUUUUUCUCAUGAGUAAUACAUGUUUUAAAUUUACAAAGUUUGAUUUGUGUCAAUUAUAUUAAGUUCCAUUUCAAAGUUUUAUUGUCAUAUGCACAGUAAGGAAACAAGUUUCCCUGUACAAUGCAAUUCUUCCUUUGCUGUCCACAGAAUGCCAAACAACACAAAAUCUACAAUAUAUACUACAAAUAUACAAAAUAAAACAAUUUUAAAAAGGCAGCAUGUGAAAAAUAAAGCAACAAUAAUAAUUCCAUGGUCACAUAUUUUCCUAUCCUACAUAUGUACUGUAUAUCAGUUCACAUUUAUUUGCUUAUGUCCAGUACCUAAGGCAUUGGUUAUGAAAACAUUUGUGUGUCUCUACUUAAUUACAACUUAAUCAA